AUGGCGGACGCGCAGAAUCCCAACGACGAGCUUUACCCCAUCGCGGUGUUGAUGGAUGAGUUGAAGCACGAUGAUGUCCUACUUCGCCUAAACGCCAUCCACCGCCUCUCCACUAUCGCCCUUGCUCUGGGGCCCGAACGCACUCGCGAGGAGCUCAUCCCCUUCCUCGACGAAAACCUUGCUUCUAUCGAGGAGCCUGUCGUGCGAGACAAGGCCGUCGAAUCUCUCAACAAGAUCUGCGCCGAUCUGUCCUCUGAACAAGUCGAGGAGUACUUCAUCCCUCUCACCAUCCGACUCUCGAAAGCCGACUGGUUCACCUCCAAAGUGUCAGGCUGCGGUCUUUACGCCGCCCCGUACAAAAAGGUUUCGCCAGCCGUCCAAGAACAGCUUCGCCAACAGUUUGGCCAUCUCGUCCACGAUGAAACCCCCAUGGUCCGCCGCCAGGCCGCGAUGAAUCUCGCGAAAUUCAUCCAGGAAAUGUCCGCCCCGUUCGUCCGGCUCCUCACCGUCGAAGUCUUGAUCUCCAUCGCCGAGGUCGUCCCGAAGGAGCAACAGGCUAGCCAUGGCGUCCUACUGACCUCCCUCCGCAACCUGAUCGUGGACAAGGCUUGGCGAGUCCGGUAUAUGGUAGCAGACCGGUUCGAAAAGAUUGCCAAGGCUGUCGACGAGGAGGUUGUUGCGAGGGACUUGGUUCCGGCUUUCGUAAAGCUGCUCAAGGACAACGAAGCAGAGGUGCGGACGGCCAUCGCGGGCCAAAUCCCUGGAUUCUGUGCCUUGGUUGAUCGUUCGGUCCUCCUCGACUCCAUCAUGGGCAGCAUUGAGGGUCUCGUCAGCGACACUUCCCAACAUGUCAGGGCCACUCUCGGAACACAGAUUAGCGGCUUAGCGCCUAUUCUCGGCAAGGAAGCGACUAUUGAGCAUCUCCUGCCCAUGUUUCUCUCUAUGCUGAAGGAUGAGUUCCCCGAUGUCAGGCUCCAUAUUAUUUCCAAGCUUGAGCUGGUCAACCAAGUCAUCGGUAUCGAUCUCCUCUCGCAGUCGCUGCUUCCCGCCAUUGUUCAAUUGGCCGAGGAUAAGCAAUGGCGCGUGAGGCUCGCCAUUAUCGAAUACAUUCCGUUGUUGGCGAGCCAGCUCGGUGUCAACUUUUUCAAUGAGAAGCUGAGCAACCUUUGCAUGAGCUGGCUGGGCGACACCGUCUUCUCCAUCCGAGAGGCUGCCACUGUGAACCUGCAGAAGCUCACAGAGGUCUUUGGCGUCGACUGGGCUAAUGAGGCUAUCAUCCCCAAGGUCAUGGCCAUGGGUAACCACCCCAACUACCUUUACCGCAUGACGACCUGCUUUGCGAUAUCCACCCUUUCGGGCGUGGUGAGCAUGGACGUGAUUGCAAAGUCCAUAAUCCCCAUGCUUGACAAGCUCGUUGAUGAUGAUAUCCCCAAUAUCCGCUUCAACGUCGCCAAGACUUAUGGUGCGAUUAUUGACACCUUGCGCCGCUUGCCCGACCAGGGCACCAUUUACAACUUGGAGAAGGCAGGAACGCCCUUCCAGGCCUCUCCUCGGGGCAUGGAGCUCAUCCAACAACGCAUCCUACCCAAUCUCGAGAAGCUCCAGAAGGACACGGAUGUGGAUGUCUGCUUCUUUGCGGUGACGGCGGCCCAGCGUGCAACAGGUCAGGUGGAGGGGGAGCCGAUGAAUACUUCGCCAUAG
Parascedosporium putredinis is the source of this 1701-nucleotide messenger RNA. NCBI's taxonomy places the organism in Eukaryota, Fungi, Ascomycota, Sordariomycetes, Microascales, Microascaceae. The record is from the annotation of a GenBank genome assembly.